Molecule: messenger RNA, 1176 nt
Organism: Colletotrichum lupini
Lineage: Eukaryota; Fungi; Ascomycota; Sordariomycetes; Glomerellales; Glomerellaceae
Exons: 5
Coding region: 1-1176 (391 amino acids)
Source: RefSeq, a predicted model, not a curated record
AUGCACCCCAAAAUUGAAGAGAAUUGCAAAACCCAAAACCUCCAACAACGAAUUAUAAACACUCGCCAGUGGAACAAAAAUGCAAAUGCCCCUCUUGUUCAGCGAAAACCCUCUGCAAAAGCCCUGGCCAUGCACACUCCCCCGAGAAACCCUCCUUCCACCCCCUCGGUACCAUCCUACCUUAGCCCCAGUCCUAUGUACAGUCCGGGCAGUCCAGCUCAAGUCCUGCCACCGCAGCCAUCGUCCAGGGAAAGGCUACUGCGUAGGCAUCCUCAUCCCUCUUUCGAUAGGGUGAUCUGGCCCAUAAAGCUGCUGCUCUUAGACUGGAACAAGGGGGGCCAUGCCCUGAUGCCUAUGCACCCAGUAGUGUACUGCCCGGCAAACGCAAGCAAGUCCAUUUGGAAUAAGGAUGAUAAUGGAGCGGGGCCCAUCAAGGUCAGUCGAACUGUCGAAGCAGAAGAGAGAGCCAAGACCAUAAAAGCCAGACAGACAUGCAUGACGUUGCGGCAAGGCGUGCAGACCGCAGCGCAGCGCAGGGCGACAGACGGGACCAGGGCACCAUCCGUUGGCUUGCCGUCCCCUACCCUCACGAAGCAUACUCCGUACUUCCUACAUAUGCCUCCUCCUUCUUUCAUGGUCCUAGGCGCAGGCGUAGGAGCAAGCGCGUGCGGCGUGCGGCGUGCGGCGUCUACGGAGCCAGGCCCUCGCAGCUCAAACGCACGGAAAAUCAAGGAAAUCUUCAGCAUCUUCAACGAAUCUAGAACAACGUGGAUGCGAAGACGAUCAAAGAGGAACCCGGCGAGAAGGCCUAGCAAGGGGAGGUAUCGUGAAAACAGACAGCGGCUGGUCGACCGGCCGGCCGGCCGCCCUUCCUAUCGGAGUCUAGGAUAUCGACGGACAACUUUAUCCGUCGCGGUCUUGCCGCUUACCGCUCAUGAUCAGCCCUUGAUGAUGCACUCCGCCAACCGAAGCGAAGGAAAGAAGCUGAGAAGAGCAAGAACCAGUGCCGCUCCUCCGCACCCGCGAUCCACCGUCGAAACAGGCGCGACUCUCUUCCAGUUCCCACUAUACUUGUUCCCACUUGGUUGCAUGGCAAAGACAAAGGACGAGCAGCAAGACGUUGUAUCCCGCAUUUCUUCGCUUCUCGCUUGUCGCUUAGGCUUAGUAGAACCCUAG